UAAAAAAUAAAAAAUAAAAAAAGGCUUCUCCGGAGUUAUAGCAGUUUGGAUUUUGGAUUGAACUUUAAACCGUUUUGACUGUACAGCAUUUUGUUUUCCUUCCAUGGCUUCUGCUGCAUUGUCUAGUCACUCUCUCUUCUUCUCCCCUCGACUCUCUGCGUUUCAGAAACCCUCAAAAUCCCUAGAAUUCAAAAACCCAAAUCUCGAAUUCAUCCGUUGUUCUUCUCUCUGUAAAUAUACCUCCAAUCUAGGGUUUCCAAGCUUUGGUUCUUCUAUGGUUCCCCACCGUUCCAUUAAGUCCUUUCUCAGAGCCGGUUAUUCUGACUUCAAUGUUUUCAUGAGGCCAUUGCUCGAGAAGAGUCACAAGAAUUCAAGGAAGGCAUUAUAAUCCAAGAAGUUCGUCGGGGCUUUCUUAUUGGCGGUAAACUUCUCAGAGCAGCCAUAGUAAAAGUCUCUGCAGGCCCAGGUCGUAAGAAAACAUCCACCACAGCAGAGAAGUCCACAGAGCAACCCACAGCAGCAGUUGAUUAGUUGAUUUUUUUAUGCUCUUCUGAUAACAUUUUUGCUGCUGCUACUGCUACUGCAUGGACCGGAGUACCUCCUUUCUUGUAGACACAUUGUGGAUGAGGGUGUUGAAUUGGUCACUUCAUGUGGAGUUACUACUCGUAUCUAGGAGGCAUCACAUUUUGCUUGCUCCACGAGCUCUUAUCUUUACUGCUCAGGUUUUCAGUGUAUCUGGUGGGAGGUAGAUGCAAGUUCUGGGUUCUGCUUGGAGUAGGAGUAGGAGUAGGAAUGAGGGAAUCAGUGUCCUGAACCCCUCAACCAGCCCAGUUGUUUACUUGGCCUUGGCAUUUUGAGUCCCAUUCUUUUUUCUUUUCUUUUUUCAAUUUAUUGAGAAGCUUAUUAACCAGGCAGAAAUCUGCUUGGUUAUUCUAAGGUCCUGAGCAUACCUUAAUGCACGACAAUUCUGGUUAGGAUUGGGCAAAAGAAAGCAGAACUGGAACUUGAUCAUUCAUAUUGAUGCAAGAGAUUCUUAUGUUUAGGCCAGUCAUUCAACUAGUACUGUGUAAACAGGAGGAUAGAUUGGAUGAGAUGCUAUUAGUUAAAUAUUCAGAUAAGAAUAUAUAAA
Molecule: messenger RNA, 1129 nt
Organism: Macadamia integrifolia
Lineage: Eukaryota; Viridiplantae; Streptophyta; Magnoliopsida; Proteales; Proteaceae
Product: protein GrpE
Biological process (GO): protein folding
Cellular component (GO): chloroplast
Molecular function (GO): protein-folding chaperone binding; adenyl-nucleotide exchange factor activity; protein homodimerization activity
Source: RefSeq, a predicted model, not a curated record